AUGAACGUGGUUAUGCCUGCGGAAUACGGGAAUCAUUUCGGAUACUUCUUAGGCGACAGACCUAUACUCAUGAUCAGUGAUUUGGAUGUCAUUCAAAACAUAUUUCUCAAAAAUAGCAAACAAUUCAAAGACCGGCCAAAAUUCUUUCUCAACGCCAAACCAUUUGUGUCUUCAGUUCUCGCUCUGAGAGGAGAGCGUUGGCGUCACGUCCGUCGACUUAUGACUCCGUUUUUCACUCACCAUAAGAUCAGUUCUCAAGAGAUUACAGAUAUUGUAGUGAAUUCUGUGGACACUUGUAUUUUAAAAAUAAUGACACAAAAGGAACAAAUAGUUAAAGUCGAUGAUAGGAUGCAAUCAAUAACUUUGGAUAUCAUAUGCAAGUGUGGACUUAAUAUGUAUGACAAGGAUGUUCACGAAGAUAACAGCCAACUGAAGAGUGCGGCCAAAGAGUUCAUGGCUUCGGCUCACAAUUCGGUGUGUUUUUUAGAGAAAAAAUUAGAAAAGGAUGAAUUGACGGGAAAUGCACUCAUUCUUCUAUUGGCCGCUUAUGACACCACGUCUAUGGGACUGACGUAUGCUUUCUAUUGUUUAGCCAAACAUCAAGACAUUCAGAACACACUUCGCGAGGAAAUUGGUUUACAUGGAUAUCAAUCACGUUAUGUCGAUAUGAACACACUUCGCGAGGAAAUUGGUUUACAUGGAUAUCAAUCACGUUAUGUCGAUAUGGUAUGGAGCGAAUCAUUACGUCUGUUCCCACCCGUCGCUACCUUCGCCCAAAGGGAAGCCGCGGAAGAUGUGGUCUUAAAUGAUAUAUUUAUACAAAAGGGAACUAUAGUUCAACUGCCCAUUUGGCACAUCAAUCACGACCCGAACAUAUGGCCAGAGCCGCAUAAAUUCAAUCCGCAAAGGUUUUUACCAGAAAAUAGUGAUGGGGAUGAUAGAGCCCGGGCAGCAUUCCUGACGUUUGGUUUGGGGCCGCGAACCUGUAUGGGUAUAGAGUUGGCUCGACAUGAGGCCAGAUAUACGCUCUCAAAAAUGGUGCAAAAGUUCCGAAUCGAAACGUGCGCUCAAACACCCGAUCCAUUAGAGCUGAUCUGUCCCACAGAGAUCUUGUAUCCAAAAGAUGGUCUCUAUUUACGAUUUAUUCCACUAAAUGAAUAA
Messenger RNA from Medioppia subpectinata, 1161 nucleotides. The record is from the annotation of a GenBank genome assembly. Lineage: Eukaryota; Metazoa; Arthropoda; Arachnida; Sarcoptiformes; Oppiidae.